CCAAAGCACGGCUGAGUAGUUUGGGUACCCGCCCCCGCACUCAACAAUGCAUAAAUCAUUGUCAAAGAAUAACAGAAUAUGAUACAUAUGGCUUUUUUUCCCGACUCGUUAACUGCUAGAAAUGUCGAGCAUCUUUCGGAGUUUAUGUAAGAUUUACAAUGUAUUCGUUUGGAUGGUGAAUUUGAACACAGUAAUUGCCUAAUUUCUGCUCCCAUUUAGUACAUUGAAUGCGUCAUAAGCAUGUAUUUCUUUUGACCUCUCAAACGUCAACGCACUCGUCUAAAAUACGUCACGCAGAUGCACUUAUUCUGUGCGUUCUGGGGAUUGUAGUUUUGAUUUUGCUUCGUAGCAAUUGUAAAUUGCUGUCUGAAAACUACAUUACCCAUUGGGACGUGUACCAAAAUGCGUCACAUGCCAUCACGGUUCCAUCUCCAACAUGGCGUCGCUGGGAAGGAGGCGCGGUGUCCCAGUAAGCAGGGAGAGGGGAGUGAUGGCGGCGACAGACUGCUACAUUGUUCACGAGAUCUACAACGGGGAGAACGCACAGGACCAGUUUGAGUAUGAGCUGGAGCAAGCACUGGAGGCCCAGUACAAAUACAUUGUUAUCGAGCCCACGCGCAUCGGAGACGAGACGGCGCGGUGGAUUACGGUGGGCAACUGCCUGCACAAGACGGCCGUGUUGUCAGGCGCCGCCUGCCUCCUGACGCCGCUUUCCCUGCCUCCGGAAUACACGCGCUACGUGGCGUUGCCCGCCGGUGCCCUCAGCGUGGCCUGCGCCGCCCUCUAUGGAAUUUCGUGGCAGUUCGACCCCUGCUGCAAGUACCAGGUGGAAUAUGACAGCCAGAAACUGUCGCGGCUGCCCCUGCACACGCUCACCUCCUCCACGCCCGUGGUCUUGGUGCGCAGGGAUGAUAUCCACAGAAAGAGACUCCAUAACACGAUAGCACUGGCCGCGCUGGCGUACUGCGCCAAGAAGAUUUAUGAACUCUAUGCUGUAUGAGUGCACUCUGAAGACCAUUUAAGAACCGACGGGGGGAUAAAAGGAAAAUAAAAAAAAAAAAAACAACAGCAAACCUAUCCACUGUUUGGUAUAUGAAAAGUGGAAGGUCACAAUCGGGUUUACAGCACCUGUGGUGGCUGUUCCCAUGUUGAACUUUGAUCAGAGGGAUAUAGUUAAAACUAGAAGGAAUUUUUUUUUUUUUUCUUGUCCCCCUCCCCAUAUGUUUUCUUUAAGUGACAACCACAGCACACACACGAUCUCUGUAGUCCCCUCCGUGCCACCUUUCCUGCAUUCUGACUCUUCGAAGUUCGUGUAUAGGCUCCAGGAGAAGCUGCGCGGUUGAGCCGGACGAAUGUGAUUUGAGCUUUAUCCUUUCUCUCGUAGUUUUGCUGUACUCCCUUACUUGCUGAUCAGUAAUUCACCUUUCAUUAAACAUUAGGCUAUUUCAAACUCCUGCUUCUGGAUGUGACUUUUUCCCGCCCUGUAACGGAUCGUGUCCAUUCAACAGAAACCAUUAAAGAUUUUAUACCCGUUCAUUGCGGGUGAUGCA
Molecule: messenger RNA, 1550 nt
Organism: Syngnathoides biaculeatus (alligator pipefish)
Lineage: Eukaryota; Metazoa; Chordata; Actinopteri; Syngnathiformes; Syngnathidae
Gene: tmem11
Product: transmembrane protein 11
Exons: 2
Coding region: 437-1000 (187 amino acids)
Biological process (GO): inner mitochondrial membrane organization
Cellular component (GO): mitochondrial inner membrane
Source: RefSeq, a predicted model, not a curated record